Molecule: messenger RNA, 612 nt
Organism: Helobdella robusta
Lineage: Eukaryota; Metazoa; Annelida; Clitellata; Rhynchobdellida; Glossiphoniidae
Exons: 6
Coding region: 1-612 (203 amino acids)
Source: RefSeq, a predicted model, not a curated record
AUGUUCGCAUUGAUCAAGCUUUUGUGGAACUCGAGUUAUCGGAGUCAAUUAAAAAUGUGUCCGACUGUGACACCCGGUGAUGCUCAUACUCAUCCGUUCACUUACUGUUUUCAACCUAUACCACAAUACAGAGCUGGUGGUAAAAUUUCAACCGCUUUUAUAUCUUUGUUCACUUUGGUAAUUGUAAAAUCUAGGGUACCUCCCGGAGCGUGUGUUGAAGCUAGCACCUGUUGCUUGUACCAAAAGACGUUCAUCAACGUUUUGAAUGAGAAUCUGUAUUCAUCUUUACCAGAAAAUCAGAAUAAGGCUAUCAUACUGCCAAAACUCAAAAAUGUUGGUUCAAGAGCUUUCAAGACUAUAGAUUUUGUUAGUGUUUCUUUGCUAGCUCUACUUGACUUCGAAGCUACCUUUAAUACGGUCAGUUGUAAACUUGUUCUUGUUCGGCUUGCUGCGUCAUAUGGUGUUGGUGGAAAGUCGAAGAAAUUUGGUUGCUAUGCUGAUGCUAAUUAUGGGGAUCAUUCAUGCAUUGGAAAGCAAACACCAGCUUCACAGACUUCAGAUGACCUGCUUUUAAGUUUGGCAGGCAAGUUGAGUGGCUUAUUGGAGGUUUGA